Molecule: messenger RNA, 381 nt
Organism: Hyaloscypha bicolor E
Lineage: Eukaryota; Fungi; Ascomycota; Leotiomycetes; Helotiales; Hyaloscyphaceae
Exons: 2
Coding region: 1-381 (126 amino acids)
Source: RefSeq, a predicted model, not a curated record
AUGUCGAUCAGGUAUAACACUGCCGUCUUCUCUACCAUUUCCGCAAAUAACUAUUAUAUCAUCCUCGUAGUUCAAGACUUCCUCGGAUCUUUAUCUAAUUAUAACGUGUAUAACAACGGGUCAGCCGAGUUGGCCGAUUCUAGCGUCCUUGAUACCUUGCACGAAGCGGCAGUGAACGAUAGGCUCGUAAACUAUACUUCCACAGACUACAUGACCGCGUACGGCGUCAAUUUUAUAUGUGGCGGUGACUGGAACUUUGAUACAAAUGGGAAUUCCCUACUCUGUACCCUAUCCGUUUCCAAAGCCGCAGCUUCAGAUUGGACUAUCGGUGGCUAUCGCAUCAGCUACUAUAUAGUUGAAGAGGUCGAAGAAAAAUGCUAG